UGCAAUGACAAAUAUGCUUAAAAGCCCAUUAUAGUGAUUCAAACUGAUUGUAAUGAAAGAUCACCUUCUAAAGCACGUCUUAAAUGUGGAUGUGUGUGUUGGCAGAGGGCCCGGUGUUGUGUGUGGAGUGUGUACUGCUGAGCCGUGACUGUUUACAGCGGAGUAACAUGAGGAGUUGAGCGGCUUGUCCCGCCUACACCAUAACUCUAAAUGCAGAACCACAGCUGUGUUUCCACGUUUCAGGCACUAAGCAAAAUAGAGGACACGAGUGGGGGACGACAUGAACAAAUGGAAAUAAAAACCGUGUUUUCGUACACGAGGGAACAGGUGUCUGAGCUGCCUCCAGUUGUGAGAUGAGCCAUGGAAAGUUGCAGGGGUCCACUUACUAACCCAGCUCGCAUCCGCCCGACCGACCGCAGCCCGGGGGGGUCCUGCAGCAUGCAGCGGAGCUCUCACUAGCACCAAGUGGACCCGGUCCUGUCCUCCUUACCUGGGGCCAGGACUGCAGAAUGCUCAGUCCUGUCACCCCAUACAGCCUAUUGAAGAUGCACUGGUCUCCGGAGCACACCGCCCCUAUAUCUCAGUGGCCUGAGCAGCACCUCGACGUCACCUCCACCACUUCACCCCCGUCUGUCCACAAACACGAGCCCUACGCCCCAGCCGCUCGGCGCAAUUACGCUCACGCUGCAUACCCGUGGGCCAGUGAUGACAUAUCAGCCCUUACUGCUUCUUCUCUCCUCAAGCGCUAUGCGGAGAAGUACUCGGGACUGGAGCUGCCCUACGAGCGUCCGGCUUCGGGGGCCUACCCCGACCCCGGAGCUUUUCUCAAAACAGAAUCAGAACCCUGGACUCUAAGCCAGGGCAUCGAGUGCUACCCCGGGAUCGAAGCGUUGACUGGCACCAAGGUGGGCUCUGGAUCUGUGGGCAUUCCGACCACAGGAAGUGUGACUGUUGUUAGCAGUAACUUAGCCUCGGAUCCGGGCUACAGUGCUGCGGGCUCCUGCAAUGCCCCGUCAUCCCAGGACUAUCCUCCAGCCUACAACAGCACCUACUUGUCCUCAGGAUACUGCCCUCAACCUGGCACAGCACUUCCCCCUGGCCCCCUACACUCUUUGCAGGCCGCACCCACUCUCGUGCCCAGCUAUAGCUCCAGCACUCCAGUCUACAACUACCCGCCAGGCUGCUAUCCCCAAAACAGUCUCACUUCCAGUUACAGCCACCCCAGUGCCUCCUACUUACCCCCAGGAAUAAGCGCCCCUACACCUCUGGCUCCCAGACCCACAAUGGCGGGCGGCAGUUACAGCUACCCUUCGCACAGCCUUGGAGGGGGCGUCGAAGCUGGAGCACCGCUGAAACGCAAGGCCUUCGAGAUGGGAGAAGAUGGACAAGAAGGAGCUGAGGUGGAGGGAUCGCGUUAUAGAAAAUACAGCAACGGUCUUAGCAAAGGCAACGGGCACGGCAACGGCUACGACAUAAGUGGCUCCGGUUCAGAUCCGCAGCCCUACAAACCCGGCAAGCCGCUAAUGUCACCUCCUUAUCGCGGAACAGGGGACUACAGCCCCCCGACCGGCCUUGUGGUAGAGAAUGCUUCCGGGGAACACAGCUUUCCUCAUCAGAGAAUGCCUAUGAAGAUACCGGCAUCACGCACGCAUUCUGAGGACCCCCCCGGGGGCCACUAAUGACCCACUUAGCUUUUAAGAAAAUUCCUUUGCGCUAUGAACCAGGGUGUUUAACUCCAAAACACAUGGCGAUCACAGUUGCAAGUAUCCACAGACAUGUUUGAAUAUCACUUUGCAACCACAAGAGGGCACAAGAUUAAGGUUUAUUAUACUGUACCUCAUCUUUUUCAUUAUCCAUGUUUUCCCAAAGAUACACAGGGGCAUUUUAUCAUGUAAAACUGCAGUAUGGCAAAAUAUGAUAAAGUAAGCCGAAAUGUAUACAUCUCUCAGGAUCUAUUUAUUCCUUUCUGCUACUUUGGCAGCACUGUGGAAAUGUUGCCUGUUUUUGGACGUGUCUGGCCAUGAGUUUGAGUAGGCCCAUGACUGCAAUGUACUCUACCAGCCCACAAAGAUCAUAUCUGACCAAAAAAAGUCAAGAGAGCAAUAAUUCAAGAGGUGAGACUGCCGUACUACUACAGCACAAUCAUAGAAUAGUUGAUUCGGAGGCUUUAGGAAAUGAAUGUUCUUCUACAUUACAGUAGGGCAAUUAAGUAUUUAGUCAACCACUAAUUGUGCAAAAUCUUCCACUUGAAAAUAUUAGAGAGGCCUGUAAUUGUCAACAUGGGUAAACCUCAGCCAUGAGAGACAGAAUGUGGGAAGAAAACCCAGAAAAUCACAUUGUUUGAUUUUUAAAGAAUUUAUUUGCAAAUCAUGGUGGAAAAUAAGUACAGUGGGGAGAACAAGUAUUUGAUACACUGCCAAUGGGUUUUCCCAUUGACUGUGUAUCAAAUACUUGUUCUCCUCACUGUAUUUGGUCAAUACCAAAAGUUCAUCUCAAUACUUUGUUAUAUACCCUUUGUUGGCAAUAACGGAGGCCAAACGUUUUCUGCAACUCUUCACAAGCUUUUCACACACUGUUGCUGGUAUUUUGGCCCAUUCCUCCAUGCAGAUCUCCUCUAGAUCACUGAUGUUUUGGGGCUGUCGUUGGGCAACACAGACUUUCAACUCCCUCCACAGAUUUUCUAUGGGGUUGAGAUCUGGAGACUGGCUAGGCCACUCCAGGACCUUGAAAUGCUUUUUACGAAGCCACUCCUUUUGUUGCCCUGGCUGUGUAUUUGGGAUCAUUGUCAUGCUGAAAGACCCAGCCACGUCUCAUCUUCAAUGCCCUUGCUGAUGAAAGGAGAUUUUCACUCAAAAUCUCUUGAUACAUGGCCCCAUUCAUUCUUUCCUUUACACAGAUCAGUCGUCCUGGUCCCUUCGCAGAAAGACAGCCCCAAAGCAUGAUGUUUCCACCCCUAUGCUUCACAGUGGGUAUGGUGUUCUUCGGAUGCAAUUCAGUAUUCUUUCUCCUCCAAACACGAGAACCUGUGUUUCUACCAUAAAGUUCUAUUUUGGUUUCAUCUGACGAUAACACAUUCUCGCAGUCCUCUUCUGGAUAAUCCAAAUGCUCUGUAGCGAACCGCAGACAGGCCUGGACGUGUACUGGCUUCAGCAGGGGGACACGUCUGGCAAUGCAGGAUUUGAGUCCCUGGCGACGCAUUGUGUUACUGAUAGUAGCCUUUGUUACUGUGGUCCCAGCUCUCUGUAGGUCAUUCACUAGGUCCCCCCGUGUGGUUCUGGAAUUUUUCGCUCAUCGUUCUUGUUAUCAUUUUGACGCCACGGGGUGAGAUCUUGCAUGGAGCCCCAGAUCGAGGGAGAUUAUUAGUGGUCUUGUAUGUCUUCCAUUUCUCCCACAGUUGAUUUCUUUUCACCAAGCGUUUUACCUAUUGCAGAUUCAGUCUUCCCAGCCUGGUGCAGGUCUACAAUUUUGUCUCUGGUGUCCUUCGACAGCUCUUUGAUCUUGGCCAUAGUGGAGUUUGGAGUGUGACUGACUGAGAUUGUGGACGGGUGUCUUUUAUACCGAUAAUAAGUUAAAACAGGUGCCAUUAAUACAGGUAACGAGUGGAGCCUCGUUAGACCUCGUUAGAAGAAGUUAGACCUCUUUGACAGCCAGAAAUCUUGCUUGUUUGUAGGUGACCAAAUACUUAUUUUUAGAGAUUUCCCGAUCGAUCGGGUCCGAUCACGUCAUUUUCAAAGUAUCGGAAUCGGCAAAAAAAUAUCGGCCAUGCCUUUUUUUGAGAUGUAUAUAUAUAUUUUAAUUAAAUCGUUUUCUAAUUGUAUUUAACGUUCCAGACAUAAUAUGUUACACACAUCCAGAGUCUUUAGUUUAGGCUUAAGGUAGGGUUAUCAAAUUUAUCCCGAUAACGGCGGCAAUUAAUUUAUUAAAAAAUGUGUCACGUAAAAACACUCAACGCAAUUAAUGUAUGCGCCGGACGACCCUCUCACUCAUUGUCGCGUUCAAUCUGUAAUGACGCCGUUAUACCUAUAAAAGGAAGCGCAAAAUGAGUAGAGUGAAUUUUGGCAGCCUUUAGAGCCAUAUUUUAAUUGGCUAAAGCCUUGGAAUCCCUCUCCCAAUGAUUAGAAAUAUCAUGGGAAGCAAUGUGGGGAAGCAAGGUGGCAAUUGAUCUUUGUCUUAACACCAAAAGUUAUUUCCCAACGCAGAGAAGAUAUAUCAAUUGGUAGCACUACGCACAGUCAUGGUUCCCCCUUCCCAUCAUGCAUUUGGGUUGAAUGGCUGCAGUAUCAUUUACUGAAAGCUCAACAAAUACACUAGAUGGCAAUAUUUAGUCACAAUAUAUAAAGUCACAAGUCUUUCUACCCAUGGAUCCCUCUCACAGAAAGAAUGUUAAUAAUGUAAAUGCCAUCUUGAGGAUUUAUUGUCAUAAUAAACAAAUACAAUACUUAUGUACUGUAUGUUGAAUGUAUAUAUUCGUCCGAGUUUUAUUCAUUUUUUUCUUAAUGCAUUGCCAAAAUGUAUAUGAUCGGGAAAAAUUAUCGGGAAUGAUUGGAAUUGAAUCAGGAGCAAAAAAAAAAAAGCAAUCGGAUCGGGAAAUAUCGGGAUCGACAGAUACUCAAACUAAAACGAUCGGGAGCAAAAAAACAUGAUCGGACAACCCUACUUAUUUUCCAUUCUAAUUUGGAAGUAAAUUCUUUAAAAAUCAAACAAUGUGAUUUUCUGUUUUUUUUUUCCACAUUGUGUCUCUCAUAGUUGAGUUUUAGCCAUGUUGACAAUUACAGGCCUCUCUGAUCUUUUCAAGUUCAAGUAGGAGAACUUGCACAAUUGGUGGUUGACGAAAUACUUAUUUGCCCCACUGUAUGUGCUCCCCUGCCCUCUUUUGCUUCUUGCCUCUUGUUUUCAACCUGUUCAAUGCUACUGUUGUCCUGUUUAUAGAAAUCAUGCUGCUUAGAUAAAGCUGGCCUUUAAAUUGUUUUAGUAUAGGAUAUCAUUCCUGUACAUUUUUAAAUGUUUUGGGCAGUAAACAGUAGAUAAUGUAUGCAACUUUGGGGCGUGUUGUUUACAUGAAAAUGUUUCGAAGAGGCUUUAAUUCUGAAACUUCCAUAAGGAUUCAGUUUAUAUUUUGUCUUAACUAUAAUCAACAAUCAUGCAACAUACUGCUGAACUUAACAAUGCAAACUGAGCGCCUGUUAUAAUACACACGCGCUCAAUAUGGGCCUGCUUGUAUUUACUUUACCGAUAUUCAUUGUCUUUAUUUUUGCAUUUCGAAAGGAAGAGUUUUCGUCAUGUUAUUGAAUACUCAGGAAGAAUAUUGUUACCUCAGACUGAUGAUGAAUAAGAAUGUAUGUUAUUACCUUUGGAGUGCUUGUUGGGAGCCCUAUGGAACAAAAUUGGAGCUGUCGCAGCAAAGCUUACUCUGAAAUCUUCAGGGAAUUUACAAGGCCUUUGACAAUUGCAGUGAAAAUUCAUAUACACGAGCACACACAUGCACACACACAUAAACACAGACACCGUUUUGUUGCUCUGGGAAUAAAAGUGGCGAUAUUUGUACCAGAGCCUGAAAUGUUGAAUGUAAUUCUGAUUUUUUUUUUUUUUUUUUUUUUUUUAGAAAGGAUAAUACAUGCCAUAAUGUAUAUCAAUGACAUUUUUAGAUCUAUGAAACAUAUUUUCUUUCAUGUAUAGAUUCCCUUAUAGAUUUUGGUGGUGAGAUGAAUGAUGUUAUGUGUAUGUAGUUUGCAGCAACGCGAAGUUUUAUGGACAAAUCCCGCAUGAUGGGUAACUGAAAAACAAACAAAUUUGUUCGCUUUGGAUGUUUUGAAAAUGUCUUAAUGUCUAAGUGUUUGGUUUCUGUUUUCUACACCAGCCGAUUGUUGAAUUGGCACCACAAAGGAGAUUUAUUGUGACAAUACUGCUUAGUGCCAUUUUGUUAAUAGGCAAAAUGAAAUUUAUGAGCUCGGCCCUCAUUGAUCGUAGGAUUUUUGGUUAAUGAGUAUCUUUAAAAGAGGGCAAAAAAACGUGUAUAAGAAUCAAUGGGGGGGGGGGAGUUGUAUCCUAAGACAGCACAUUUUCACUGUAAAACUAGACAUGCCAUCCAAAAUGUCAAAAUGUGACACCUCAUUACAUUGAUUCUAAAGUAAAUUAGAGAUUAAAAAGGUGACACAAAACUGAACCUCAGUGUUAAAAAAAAAAAAAAAGUAAGCGCUUAGCUAUAAGAAUUGAAUGCUCUUCAUUUUCACAAAAAAUAGAGUAGCAACAUGCUACACAAGCUUUUGUUCUCAUUCAGCGAGUUUUUUUCCACCCAAAAUGGAUUUCAUUGUAAUCUUUUUUGUUGUUGUAUCUUGUGCAUUUUCUGUAACCAUUUCUACCUCAUUUUAAAGACAUUGUACAUGGAAAUAUUUAUUUCGUGUCCUUUCAUAUGGCAUAUUAGGAGCAAUGUUUCUCUCUUUUGACUUGUUAUAGUCAACUUCACUAUAAUGCAUCACAAAACAAAAACUAAAAAACAAAAAAAAGGAAAAUAUCUCACCCGUACCCCAAAAAUCAAAACUGUCUUUUUUGUCUUUCAAACCAAAAAUGUUUGACGUUUGAGUGUUGUCUUUCACUAAAAUGUACAAUGUUGACAACUAAUUGUAGCACUGGUGUUUUGUCUUUUAUUACGGUAUACAUUUGUACAACAUAUGUUUCUAUUCUUUCAGUUAUUGCAGUUAAACGAAAAGCGAUUUAAAUCCGUAAACAUCAUUUAAAAAAAAAAAAAAAAAACAUAAUUGGCUUAAAACGCUGUGUUUGAUCAUUGGCCAAAUUAUUUUGAAGUCAACAAAUAGAUUUUGUCAUUUGUCAUAACUAUAUCCAGGGGUGAAAGUGGGCCAGAAUGGUCAGGAACGCAGUUCCGGUAUAAGAUUCAGGGCCGGAAUGCUAUGUAAAAAAAAUAAAAAUAAAAAAUAUGCUAAUCUGCCACACAUGCAUUUCCUCUCCAAGAAGAAAACAAUCUACCAACAUCAGAUUUACAUACACAAGUGUUAACAACAAGCAUUUUAAAGUGCCUGUGUAGCGUCAUCCGUUUCCACCAAUAUUUAUUAUUUAUUUUAUUGCACGGACGGCAUGGAGGUUUCCCCAGCUGCUGCAGUUAUCUGAGUCUGAUGAUGAUGAGUCACGUCAAUGUGCGAAUGCACGCAGCAAAGCAAAACGCCUGGAGUCAUUUAUCCGUUCAGUUGGCUGACAUACUGACAUGCGAUCAGAUAGUUA
Molecule: messenger RNA, 7233 nt
Organism: Corythoichthys intestinalis (scribbled pipefish)
Lineage: Eukaryota; Metazoa; Chordata; Actinopteri; Syngnathiformes; Syngnathidae
Product: fidgetin-like protein 2
Exons: 3
Coding region: 510-1679 (389 amino acids)
Source: RefSeq, a predicted model, not a curated record